This is a messenger RNA of Myxozyma melibiosi, 2421 nucleotides long. RefSeq names its product CASP C terminal-domain-containing protein. The transcript has 4 exons. The record is from RefSeq and is a predicted model, not a curated record. Gene Ontology annotation, biological process: intra-Golgi vesicle-mediated transport. Bases 1 to 2421 code for a protein of 806 amino acids. Gene Ontology annotation, cellular component: Golgi membrane. NCBI's taxonomy places the organism in Eukaryota, Fungi, Ascomycota, Lipomycetes, Lipomycetales, Lipomycetaceae.
AUGGCCGAGAACGAAGCUGAUCCAGUCGAGGACGCUGCGUCGGCGCCUAAGGCACCUCCUGCGACUCCCUCCUCGCCUGCACCAUUCAGGUCCUCGCCGCCAGCAACGCCCGAGCCUGCUCCUGUUGCCAAUUCAGCCGCCGCGCAGGAAUCUAAAUUAGCGGCGUCGACAAAGCCAAAGGGAUCGGCAUUGACGUCGUCGACUCUGACGCUGGAGGAGCGCAAGACCCCGUUCGAGCAGGCACUCAAGGCAUGGAGUGACAUCAACUUGACCGAGCUGCAGAAACAGCUCGAUAGUCAGGGCCUCGAGAUUGUCGAAAACCAAAAGGUGUCGGUCGUGGGACGAAAGGAACUUGCGUCCAAGACCAAAGAGUUUCGAAAACUGCCAGACGAUGCAAAGCUCACUGAAAUCAAGAGUCUGCUCAAGGCCUACCAAUUGGAAAUCGACAAUCUCACCAAACGUGGAAAAGCCGCCGAAAAUGCUUUCCUCAACACCUACCGAGUGCUCGCCGAGGCUCCUGAUCCGUACCCUCUCCUAGAGGCCACCCUAGAUUCGCUGAUGGCCGGCGACGAGGCCGCCGCGCUAUCGACAGAGAACGCCAGGCUGAAGUCACAGCUCGCUCGCUACGCAGACUACGACGAAUUGAAGGCCAAGAUCGCCGAGACGGAGCAGAAAGUGAUCGACGUGUCUGCUCAAAAAGUGUCGGCCAAGGAAGCAGAGCUGCGUGCGCUACUGGACGAGAAGGAGAGAAAUUGGAAACUGCGGGAGGAGGAUCUCACUCGUCAGGCGCAAGAGGCUCGCGAGCAGGUCCGUGAAAUGCGAGCCACUCACGCUGUCACUGAAGCCCGUCUAGUCCAACACGAGCAGAAACUGGAUGAAGGCGUUGCGGGCAGAUUCGCUGAAGCCGAGUUGAUCGCCGCCGAUCUGGAACGCGUGAACCUGCGCGCCCUGCAAACCGAGCGUCGGAACCUCGAACUUCGACAAGAGCUGGAGAAGUUGAAAUCCACGAUGGGCCAGGGUGGCGGAUCGGAAGAAGAGAGGGCGGAAUGGAAGCAGAAGAUCGACGAUCUGCGCAGCGAGAACGCCGCGCUUGGUCGGAAGAUUGACGCGCUCAGGGAAGAGGCCAAGACGGCCUCUGAUAUGGAGGCGAGAACUCGCAGGAUGCUAGAGAGAGAUAAUGCCCGAAAGACUGAGGAGGUUGAGGGACUCCGAAAGAGAUUGAAGAGUAUGGCUGACUACGACGACAUCAAGCGUGAGCUUGACAUUCUAAAGUACGUCGAGUUCUCAGCCGAGGCCGAAGAUGAUGGCGACCAGUGGGCUACCGAGUCCAAGCCUGACGCGCACGAGGAGAGUUUAGAGCAGCUGUUGCUUUCCCGAAACAAAAAGUUGAACGCAGAACUUACCACGCUUCGCGUUGCACACAACGAUGCCACGAAACGUCUCGCGGCGGUCGAAGCAGACCUGUCGUCGACAAAGACCUCUCUAGAGCAGAGCCAGCACCUGAACAGAAAGCUGGAGGAAGACUUGACGUCUCUGCACGAAUCGACGACCGGCCUGAAUUCAGGGGCGAUUAUUGUUCCCGGAGGAGCCGACGACGACGUACGAUCACAGGUCGGCGGCAGCGGCGCGAUCACUCCCGGCGGUCGCUCGUUAGAUCAGCAUGUGGCCGAUCUCACGAUCCUGCCAAUCAUCACACAGCAGCGCGAUCGGUUCCGCGCGCGCAACGCGGAGCUAGAGCAGGAGCUCAGAUCUGAAUACAGUCGGAUUUCGGAGCUGCGGUCGCAGAUCGAGCGGUUGCAGAAAGAUAACGUCGCGCUGUAUGAAAAGACACGGUAUCUGUCGACCUACAGAAGCAAUUCUGCCGCGCAGGUCAACGCUGGUAUCGACGAAUCGAGCUCGUACGGACGUGAUUACGCAGAACAUAUCUCUCCCUUUGCGCAGUUCCGGGGCCGCGAGCAGGAACGGGCGUUGUCGCGCAUGGGACCGCUCGAGCGCGUGAUCUACGGACUGACGCGAGUUGUGCUCGCAAACAAGACGUCGCGCAAUAUGUUUUUCUCUUACCUGGCCGGCCUGCAUCUGUUCCUGAUGGGCACGAUCUGGUAUCUCGCCCUGGGCGAAGUCGGCAAGCACGACAACAUCACCGACGCGCCGCCGUCGCGGGCGGGCGAGGUAGAGAGCGGGAAGAGCAUGGUUCUGAGCGAGCCGGUCGAGGCGGCGAUAGUGGGCCAAGACAGCCCGGUCCAGCAGCAGGAAGCGGUUGCGGGAGCGAUUGUCGCGGCAGUGCAGGCCACGGCUGCUGCUGCUGCGACUGCCACCGCGCAGGUUGCGCAGGCGGUUGCUACUGUUGUCAGUGGCGGCGGGGCUGCGGGCGAGUUUGGCGCGGCUGAUCCUGAGGGUGAGACUACGCCUACGAUGCCAUAA